AACCUUGUUUCUUUCUCUCCACGAAACCCAUAAAACCUUCUAGCUUUCUAUGUCAUGAAUUCAUCUUUAUAGUUUCAUCCUCACAGUACCGGAGGCUUCAUUUUUGCAGUGCUCUAGAUUGUUUUUUCAGGUCCAAUAACUCUAAAUUGUCUCAUUCACAGAGAAGAAAAGUCCAAGUUUGUGGAUUAGAAGGGGUUCAUUUCGUUCAUUCUCAAGCUAUGGCCUCUAAGAUCCUUGCAAACUUGAUUGUGAUGGGAGGAGGAAUAUUGGCAAGAGCAUUUGCUCAGGCAUAUCGUCAAGCACUUGCUAAUGCCUCAAAAAAUGGUGUGGCGCAAGAGACGAUUCAAAAUACUGUCCGCAGAGCUAGCACCAGGAUGACAGAGAAGGAGGCUCGGCAGAUUCUUGGUGUUACUGACGAAACCCCAUGGGAGGAGAUAGUGAAGAAAUAUGGCAGUUUGUUUGAGAAUAAUGCCAAGAACGGGAGUUUUUACCUCCAGUCCAAAGUUCAUCGGGCCAAGGAAUGUUUAGAGGCUGUCCAUCAAAGCACAAAUCCGGGUACCCCUAGUUGAGAACUUAAUUUUUCUCCCUCUUAUAACCCAUGUGUAAUCAUUUUGGUCACUGAGUUGUAAAGCUUGAGGAAAAAUGCUAGGAGCACAUUAUUUUUAAUACAUUUUUUAUUAUUAAUUUUGGGUUUAGAAAAUUA
Cajanus cajan (pigeon pea) is the source of this 703-nucleotide messenger RNA. RefSeq names its product mitochondrial import inner membrane translocase subunit PAM16 like 2. Lineage: Eukaryota; Viridiplantae; Streptophyta; Magnoliopsida; Fabales; Fabaceae. Gene Ontology annotation, biological process: protein import into mitochondrial matrix. Gene Ontology annotation, cellular component: TIM23 mitochondrial import inner membrane translocase complex. The record is from RefSeq and is a predicted model, not a curated record.